GUCUGAGACAUGCUUCCGAAUAUUCAGUGGUAGAUUGAGAGCAAGAUGAGAUAAAGUAUUAAAGUUUUGAAGUCUGAUAUAGAUGGGAUUACGCCCGCGCUAUUUCCGACCGAGACCCCCCGCAUCAAGCUCCGAGGCUUGUUUCACCCCCACCCUCGGUCGUCGUCUCCAGAUCAACAACCGCGCCGCAAUCCAUCAUGUUCACCGGCCUUGUCGAAAUAAUAGGAACUGUCGCCGCGCUUGAGGAGCUCGACCAGACGGCCACUGGGGGCGGAGGCACUUCGCUGACCAUAUCGGAUGCCCAAGGUAUUCUGGAAGAUGUGCACCUGGGGGAUAGCAUUGCCGUCAAUGGCACAUGUCUAACUGUCACCGAGUUUGACAAGACAUCCUUCAAAGUCGGCGUUGCACCCGAGACGCUCCGCCGGACCAACCUGGGCUCGCUGAAGAAGGGCUCGCAUGUCAAUCUCGAGCGCGCAGUCUCGGCGACGACGCGUAUGGGCGGACACUUUGUUCAGGGCCAUGUCGACACGAUUGCGAGCAUUGUAUCCGUCACACCGGACGGCAAUGCUCUGACGUUCCGCUUCAAGCCGCGAGAGCCGGCCGUCCUUCGUUACAUCGUUGAGAAGGGCUAUGUGACAAUAGACGGGGCGAGCUUGACAGUAACAAAGGUGCAAGACGGACCGGAGGGAUGGUGGGAGGUCAUGUUGAUUGCGUACACGCAGGAAAAGGUGGUUACGGCGGCGAAGAAACCGGGCGACGAUGUGAAUGUCGAAGUCGACCAAGUGGGCAAGUAUGUUGAGAAGAGUGUUGCGGGUUACUUUGAGGGAACUGCGAAUGGCGAAUUCGCGAUCCUCGAGAAGAUGGUCUCAAGACUGGUGGACGAGAAACUCAAGGCUCUGGGCAGAAAUGUUUGAGGAACAUUUCUCGCUGCCUAACAUGGGUAACUGAUGAGGCUGGACGUCGCAAGGGAAAGUGAGGCGCAGCCCUAUCAUCCAUCUAUUUUGGUGCAGCCAGCAAAACAGAAUUUAAAGGCAGACGGCAGCCCUCUCCUACCAGAUUUUCGUGAGCAAGACCCC
Molecule: messenger RNA, 1076 nt
Organism: Westerdykella ornata
Lineage: Eukaryota; Fungi; Ascomycota; Dothideomycetes; Pleosporales; Sporormiaceae
Product: riboflavin synthase alpha chain
Exons: 3
Coding region: 198-914 (238 amino acids)
Biological process (GO): riboflavin biosynthetic process
Molecular function (GO): riboflavin synthase activity
Source: RefSeq, a predicted model, not a curated record